AUGUCUGCACUCCUUCUCAGCAUGUUGCAGCGGGACAUGGCUUCUAAUAGUCCACUUCACCCUCGGUUGUCAAACGAUGUGACUUUGGACAUUAAUCCAUUGCCAGCCGUACAACGGCGAGGCCUUAUCGCCAUUUCUGUCAUGGCCUUACUCUCCUUUCUCGCCACAGGAACCCUACUCUCAUUCAUCACAUAUCGCCUGAUCUUCUGGAAAUCCAGCUACACCAGAUAUAUUGGUUACAACCAGUAUAUCAUUCUUAUCUACAACCUCAUUCUUGCAGAUUUCCAACAAUCCCUCGCUUUCUUAAUUUGUUUGAGAUGGAUCGUCACAGACCAGAUCAAGUCUGGCACUGCCGGUUGCUUUUUGCAAGGUCUGUGGCUUCAGAUUGGUGACCCUGGAUCAGGUCUCUUCGUCCUGGCCAUUGCCUUCCACACCUUCUUGCUUGUCGUCUGGGGACGGAAGAUGUCAUACAAGGUCUUUGUAACCUUUGUUUGCGGUGUUUGGGCAUUCAUUGCUCUUAUUGUGAUUAUCCCCCUUGCAAUGUAUGGAGCCGAUGUCUACGUACCAUCAGGUGCCUGGUGCUGGAUCAACGAAGAGCACGAGACAGUUCGUCUUUGGACCCAUUACAUCUGGAUUUUCCUGGCAGAAUUCGGGACGGUCGCUCUCUACGCGAUUAUGUAUUUCCAACUUCGGAAACAGAUUGCCGCAUCUUCCAUCCUGGGAAACAGCCAACUGGAGAGUCUUAAGCGCCUGCGUCGUGUUGUCGGGUACAUGACCAUCUACCCCAUCGUCUACAUUGUUCUCUCCUUACCAUUGGCUGCUGGGCGUAUGGCUACGGCGAACGGAGAUUCUCCAUCUCUCACAUUUUUCUGCUGUGCCGGUGCUAUUAUUACGAGCUCCGGCCUUGUCGACGUGAUUCUCUACACCGUAACCCGUCGCAACCUCAUCAUCGACUCCGAGCCUAGCCAUGACCGCUCUUAUAACAAAUUCGCCAGCAGCAAAGGACGCCGCGGCGACACUCACUUAACAACCAUUACCGCCGACCCCACGACACGGAGAAUGGGCUUACAUGACGAGGAUCUUGACCGAGAUGGUUCAACCGAUAACAUUGUCCAGCCCGGUGUCGAAAUGGCCCCCAUCGGAAAGGUGUACCAAGAGACCACCAUCGAGAUUACAACCGAGCCCGCAUACCCUUCAGAAGGUGCAAGCGAACGUUCCAGCAAAGACGACUUCAACGAAACUCCUUCUCGGAUGUGGAGACGAUAA
Molecule: messenger RNA, 1266 nt
Organism: Penicillium waksmanii
Lineage: Eukaryota; Fungi; Ascomycota; Eurotiomycetes; Eurotiales; Aspergillaceae
Gene: gprC
Product: protein gprC
Exons: 2
Coding region: 1-1266 (421 amino acids)
Biological process (GO): adenylate cyclase-activating G protein-coupled receptor signaling pathway
Cellular component (GO): plasma membrane
Molecular function (GO): G protein-coupled receptor activity
Source: RefSeq, a predicted model, not a curated record